Nilaparvata lugens (brown planthopper) is the source of this 286-nucleotide messenger RNA. Its product is annotated as 40S ribosomal protein S25-like. Gene Ontology annotation, molecular function: structural constituent of ribosome. Gene Ontology annotation, cellular component: cytosolic small ribosomal subunit. NCBI's taxonomy places the organism in Eukaryota, Metazoa, Arthropoda, Insecta, Hemiptera, Delphacidae. Bases 38 to 286 code for a protein of 82 amino acids. The transcript has 2 exons. The record is from RefSeq and is a predicted model, not a curated record.
GCUACCAAUUCGGCCCUUUGGAGACAACUGACGUAAAAUGCCUCCAAAGAAGGACGCAAAGGGAGGUUCUUCCAAACAACCUCAAAAAACACAGAAGAAGAAGGAAGGAGGAUCGGGAGGCAAGGCUAAGAAGAAGAAGUGGUCGAAGGGAAAGGUCAGGGACAAGUUGAACAAUCAGGUUCUGUUCGAUAAGGCGACUUACGAGAAACUGUUCACUGAAAUUCGAAAUAUCAUAUUUAAAUUGUGCGCAUAUGAUGAGCCCCAAGGCCAGGCGCACACCAGUUAG